AUGUAAGACUCAUCAAUGAGUUGUUGUAUGUGGGUCUUGCAUAGUAAAACUCCACUGUCACUUGCCAAUUUGUUGAUGUAGUGCAGAAAUUGUUCUUAAUUUGUGUUUGUACCUGCUUAAAUCCAGCCUAGUGAAGCAAUUUUAAAUUAUUUCUGUUCAUCUAUUUACUAUGGUGUCAAAUAAAUAGGCAGCCUAAACUUUCAUCGCCCGUGAAAUUCCUCUAAAAGGUUUAUUUAGAAGAUACAAGAUAGUUUUAAUCUAUAUUUUUGGAAAAUGAAAGUAUGCUCUGGUGCAUAUACACUUACAAGGCUCCCCUUUUAUGUAUAAAAAUAUCCUCUUGGAUAACUUACAUAAUCUCAAUUAGUACUAAUCAUUUGUGUAUCUUGGUCGUCCUAACCAUCCACUCAAUCAUGCUUUUAACCUUCACGUUGGGGAAAUCCAUCUACGGUAAUAGACAGUAAAAACUCCAUAUAAUUGAUCUUUUGAACUCACUUCAAGCUAUUCAAUCUUGGGGUAAGCAAUCUCUAUUGCUUAUGUAUACUUUUUUUCACCAAUUACUGUCUUCAGUUUUAUAUGUCUCAGCCAUGUUUAUAACUAAAGGUAGGCUUAAAGUGUUAUAUUUAUCUGUUUCGUUUUAUCUGAAACAGAUGAGUAGCUAUUGGAUAGAUUCACGAUCACAGAGUUCUUACUCUUUCCAUCGAGCAUGGACAAAAACUUUGGUGGAUUGGUUCCAACGGAUGAUCAGUUUUUCCUCCUUUACUUCAUCAUCGGAACCUACUUUGGACCAGAUCUUCAGGGAGAAUAUCCCAAAAAGUCAGUUUUGCAAAGAAAAGGUCUAGGCCUACCUCCAUACAGUUCCAAUCAACUAGCUGGUUCAUGCCUAAGAACCAUAGAAGUAGAAAGGGCUUACUAUCAUGCAUUGAGAAAGGCAGAUCGGUCUGUUGUCCUGGCUCAACCGUGGCUGCACCAGUUCUUUCAUGGAAAGCUUCCUACUCUUUACCACAAACAACCGGCAGCUUAUCCUCGGUUUUGUGAUCUAUUUCCUCCCAGCCUGCAUCCUCACUUAUGCUGUCAUGUGUAUAAUGUUAUUGCAAACAUUGUGUUCAUCAACGACCCUGACACCAGUUAUAUUGAACCAGACAGUAUUAAGAGGUUCAAGAAGCUCACUGGUCUAGAACAUUUGGUCAUGGACAAAGAUUGCACAAAAUCACAAGCCAAUGUUGAUUAUGAAGCUCUAAGUAAUGUUGGAAAAGAGGAGAUAUCAAAACCUGCUGAUAUCCUCCAAUAUGCAUCAUUAGCUGCUAGUAGCCUGCCAUAUAAGGAAAUGCCUUCUUGUAGUAAGUCAUUUAAUGAUAUACCACUUGACAAUGAACAAUUUGACAAUACAUCUUUCACUAGUCUCUUGAAGGAUGCUUGUGAUGAACCAUUUAAUGGUGUGCCACCUGAUAGAAAUGGACAAUUUGACAUUAGACCUUUUAGUAGUCUCUUGAAGGAUGCUUGUGGUGGGUCAUUUAGUAAUAUACCACCUCAUCACAAUGGACAAUUUGACACUACAAGUUUUAGUAGUCUCUUGACGAAUGAUGGUGUCGGACAGUUUACUGAUGCACUACCACCAGAUAGCUCAACAAAAUUUGGCGGUACUCCUUUUAGUAAUCUCUUUAAGGAUGUCAAUCCUCUGGCGGAAGAGUCUAUGGGUCCAUCAUCAAAGCACACCAACUCUGGGGACUUAGAGCUUAGUAUUGUCUUCCUUCCUUCUCGCCCUUCUAAGGAGGAGCUAAGUAACAUUGUUGCUGCUACUAAAAGUGGAUUUGCAGUGGCUGGGAGUGCAGCAAAGGGUAAGAUAGGACCAGUUCUCGGGCUCUUAGAUGUAGGAGAAAGCGAGGACUCUUACUUGUUCCGUGUAUCACUCCCUGGAGUAAAGAGAGAUGAAAGAGAAUUUACUUGUGAAGUGGAGAGUGAUGGUAAAGUAUUGAUUAGGGGAAUGACAACUGGUGAUAGGACAGUCCACAAGUACUCUCAAGUAUUCGAGAUGCAAACUCAGAACCUUUGUCCAACAGGACAUUUCACCAUCUCUUUCAAGCUGCCAGGCCCAGUUGACCCUCAAGAAUUUUCUGGUAAUUUUGGCACUGAUGGAAUUCUAGAGGGAAUUGUAAUGAAAGCAGAAACAUAAUCUCAAUAGAAUAGGGUAAUACUAGUGUCUUGUUAAAUAUAAAGCUAGUAGCUGUACAAAUUCUAACCUAGCUUAUGUCUAUAGUAGUGGUAAUUUGGUGUGAGUGCAACCACCUUACCUGUUCAAUUACAAGCACAUUCGUUUUGCAAAUUUUGAUGGUUGUCCUCAAACUGCAGGGCUA
This is a messenger RNA of Solanum dulcamara, 2351 nucleotides long. Its product is annotated as increased DNA methylation 2-like. NCBI's taxonomy places the organism in Eukaryota, Viridiplantae, Streptophyta, Magnoliopsida, Solanales, Solanaceae. The record is from RefSeq and is a predicted model, not a curated record. The transcript has 2 exons. The coding region runs from base 704 to 2170 and encodes 488 amino acids. Gene Ontology annotation, cellular component: nucleus.